AUUUGAAAGGAAAAUAAUACGUAUGAAUAAUAAGUACGAAAGUCAUGUUGCCUGGACAACCAGAUGAUAAUGACAACUGAUAUAUUGAUGACAUGGGGAAUUUUUAUAGCGUAUGAAGUGCAGCUGUGCCUAGCUGACUAAAACUUGACUUUUUAAUACGUCUCGCACAUACAGGCAAAAGAAAAGCUAAGGUACAGGGACGCUCUGUCAAAUCGACAGAGUUCUUCGACUCGGUUUCUCAAGCGUUCUUGGACUUUACAAACUUUGCGUGAGGUGACCAUGGAGACGAACAUAACAAAUAUGGGGCAGUGCUUAUUUCUUAGUGACGUCAUGGCCGUACCAGAAGGGCCAACCUACGUCACUACAAUCUUCACGUGCCUCCUUAACUCCGUCUUCUCUAUAACGGCCACUGUCGCUAACUCAGUCAUUUUGUGGAUCAUUAUAAAAGAUCCGAACCUCCAUAAUCCGGUCAACAGUUUCUUAUCCUGCCUAGCACUCUCGGACUUGGUUAUAGGAGCUGUGACGCAGCCUGCAUACGUGGUGUAUAAGAUCGCGGAGCUGCUGGUGGCGAGGAAGGUGUCAUGUGCCGCUCGAGUCGUGCACUGGGUCUUUGGGUGGAUCUGCGCGGGGGUGUCCAUGUUUACAAUCACCGCUAUAGCGAUGGAGCGCUUCUUGAAACUUCACUUGCACUUGCGUUACAUGACGGUUGUGACAAAUAAAAGAGCGUUACAAGUGACAGUGGCAUUUUGGCUUGUGAGCAUAGCUAUUAUACUGUCAUUAUUUGCCAUCAGGUCGGAUCGGUAUUGGACGUUUGUCCCUGCGCCAAUCAUGCUACUGAACUUGGUCAUCACCCUGACAUCCUACUGGAAGAUCUUCCGCAUUUUGGAAAAGCACCGCGCCCAGAUACGCACCCAGCUGCAGCCUGUCAGUCACGCAGGUCUCAACAUGAAGCGUUACCAAAAGUCUACCGUAACAGCAGUGUCUAUUCUUGGUCUGCUAUUAUUCUGUUACGUCCCUUUCUUUUGCGCAAUGGUCACUCGUGUCAUCGUGGGUUACACCACUCCAGUGAAGAUUGCCUAUGAGUGCGGGGCGACCUUUGUUUAUCUGAACUCUACGCUCAACCCCGCGCUUUACUGGCGCAGAAUCCCGGAUAUUAGACGCGCCGUCGUUCAGUUUGCCCAGCGUUCAGGGUGUUUCUGUUGCACAUGCGUGACAGUGGUAUCUACCCCCGAUAAUUCUGUUGUCGUGUCACGCACUUGGGAUGUGCGGAAAAGCAGUGCGUUUGUAUUUGAAGAACGGUCAACGACGAGAGAGCUGAAUCUAUUGGCGCUGUAAAGAUAGUACAAUAAAUUCAUGAUGGCUUAAACAUUGGAGCACAAGAGGAACCUUAUCUCAAAGGCUCAAGUUGUAUAGAGCAACGCCAUAAAA
Molecule: messenger RNA, 1428 nt
Organism: Nematostella vectensis (starlet sea anemone)
Lineage: Eukaryota; Metazoa; Cnidaria; Anthozoa; Actiniaria; Edwardsiidae
Product: melanocyte-stimulating hormone receptor
Exons: 2
Coding region: 280-1335 (351 amino acids)
Biological process (GO): G protein-coupled receptor signaling pathway
Cellular component (GO): membrane
Molecular function (GO): G protein-coupled receptor activity
Source: RefSeq, a predicted model, not a curated record